AUGUCCGGCAGCUUUCGAUAUGGAGUAACAGACAGAAGACUGGAUAACACAUUCUGGAGCACUGCAAAUCUCAAAAGCAAAACCACUCAUCCUAGCAUUCGUCUCUUUGUCACCCACGGUGGAAUGAAUAGCAUCAUAGAGGCCAUCCAGCAUGGAGUACCCAUGGUGGGGAUUCCCUUCUUUGCAGACCAACCUGAAAACAUGGUUCGAGUAGAAGCCAAGAAAAUUGGUGUUUCUGUUCAGCUAGAGACUCUCAAGGCAGAGACAUUUGCACUUACACUGAAAGAAGUCAUAGAAGACAAGAGGUUCAAGACUGCAGCAAUGACUGCCAGGGCCAUCAGGCGCUCCCACCCCCUCACACCUUCCCAGCGUCUGGUGGGCUGGAUUGACCACAUCCUACAAUCAGGGGGAGGAGCACAUCUAAAGCCCCAUGGCUUUCAACAGCCAUGGCAUGUGCAGCACCUGCUGGAUGUUCUAUUGUUCCUGCUGGGGCUCACUCUGGCCACCUUGUGGCUGCUGAAGAAAGUGCUGGGCUUGUUGCUCAGGACCUUGUGUGUGGCUAGGAAGGAAAAGAAGGCAUAAUGUUAAGUUUGACCUGGGGAGGAUGUUGGGAGCUCUGGCUCUUUAAAGGCUUCCCUGUUCCCCAGCACAAGGAACUCCCAGGGUUCUCCUCUUUCCCUCUUCCUGCUGGUGGAGCUGCCAGUUGUCCUCACUAUUUUCUGUCUUUUUCAUAAUCCUCAUACAGUACAUUGACUGAUGGGGACUCAGCAUUCCCUGGAUCCCCUUGCUGUAGCACCAACCUUCCCUUGCCAGUCAUUGUUUCUCUUUACUCCUUUCUGUCAUUCACAGAGCUAUGUGUGUGUCAUCCUCUCUGUGACUUCUAGUCUCUGACUCUCAUGUUAGAGAGAUGUUAACUCAGAUGUUAGACAAAUUUAAUUGCAAAUGACCUUGCAGUUUAUUUUUAUUUCAUAGUUGUGUGGAUUAUCAUUUGAGAAUGCAUUAUCUCUACAUAGGUAGAGAAAAUAAGUAAAUAAUUUGAUAAUAUUGAAUGUUUCAAAGCUACUAAAAGGAAAAUCCAAAGUGGGUAUUGAGAAGAAUAAUAACUUUACCAUAUGGAUUUAUAUUUCAGCUUAAGGGCUGGUGUUGUUCUAUGUUUCCUGGCUGCCUAGACCCGAGAAAUAACCACACAGAAACUGUGUUAAUUAAAUCACUGCUUGGCCAUAUUACA
Messenger RNA from Arvicola amphibius (Eurasian water vole), 1228 nucleotides. Its product is annotated as UDP-glucuronosyltransferase 3A1-like. The record is from RefSeq and is a predicted model, not a curated record. Lineage: Eukaryota; Metazoa; Chordata; Mammalia; Rodentia; Cricetidae. Bases 1 to 582 code for a protein of 193 amino acids. Gene Ontology annotation, molecular function: UDP-glycosyltransferase activity. The transcript is spliced from 3 exons.